UUGAUGUCUGCCAUGUCGAUUGACAAGGAUGAAUUAUGUUUUCACGCUUCAAAACAUUCAAUAGAGUUUGUCCAGUAGAGUUGUCUUACAAAGUGUAUGGAGACAGUGCCGGUAAAACCCGUACCUCCUACGGCCUUCCGGUUCUCGUACUGCAUGGAUUAUUCUCGAACAAAGCGAACUGGCAUGUCAUGUGCAAGGUGUUACAACAGAAAACGAAUCCCGUUAGAAAGAUUUAUGCAAUAGAUGCACGAAACCAUGGUUCAAGUCCCCAUACAGAUGAACAUUCGUACGAACACCUGGUGUGCGAUUUGGUGGAACUUUAUCGGAAGCUUGGUAUUGAGAAAGCUUGUGUAAUAGGACACCGGAUGGGUGGCCGUGCUAUGAUGCUGUUGGCACUGACUAAUCCGCAGCUGGUGGACCGUGCCAUCAUUGUUGACAUCGCUCCCAAUUCAACUGUGCCAGAUAACGACCUGCUACUCAAGCUGCUCAGCACUAUGAAGUCCGUGGAUCUCGAACCGGGUGGAACAAUGAAAGAAGUACAAACUAAGGUCAAUCUGGCAUUGAAACAGAUCAUCGAAAAUAAACGGAUCAGACGAUUUUUGCUAGCAAAUUUGGUCAAGAAGACCAAUGGAUUCACCCGCUGGCAUGUUAAUUUGAAUGCACUUGAAAAGAACUUUGACUGUGGCAUUGCCAAAUUUCCCGAAGCCUUGGAUGACGAUAUCCAAUUUGAAGGACCAACGAUGUUUGUGCUUGGUAAACAAUCCGAUUAUGUGACUGAACAGGAAAUUCCUUUGAUCAAAAAGUUUUUCCCGAAAGCAAGUAUCGAGUAUAUUCAUGAAGCUGGCCAAUUGAUACAUUCCGAAAAACCAGACGAAUUUGCCCAUCUUGUCCUCGAUUUUAUAAAUGAUGCUAAACCACCUGAUGAAAAGAAAACUAAUUCUGCAGAGGGUGAAACUAAACAAAAAUAACUUUUAGGACCGUUUGGAAAUGUUUCAAGAGUUUUAAUAAAUUUA
Molecule: messenger RNA, 1013 nt
Organism: Uranotaenia lowii
Lineage: Eukaryota; Metazoa; Arthropoda; Insecta; Diptera; Culicidae
Product: protein ABHD11-like
Exons: 4
Coding region: 36-968 (310 amino acids)
Cellular component (GO): mitochondrion
Source: RefSeq, a predicted model, not a curated record